Penicillium maclennaniae is the source of this 2634-nucleotide messenger RNA. Its product is annotated as involucrin repeat protein. Bases 1 to 2634 code for a protein of 877 amino acids. The record is from RefSeq and is a predicted model, not a curated record. Lineage: Eukaryota; Fungi; Ascomycota; Eurotiomycetes; Eurotiales; Aspergillaceae. The transcript has 4 exons.
AUGAACAUCAGCCUCCGAUCCAGCCAGUCUUCGUACGGUGACCCACGAUACCACUCGACACAGACCGUCUCCGAUGUCCAGGCGCCCCAGGCUCCCAUAACGCCCCUAGGAAAGGACCUUGUAGACGGGUAUCGGGACGCAGUCGGCUCUCAGCAUGAAGACCGGUCGCGAUACAAUCCGCUGAAUCCGGCUCACCCGCGGAGCUCAGCGCUUCUUAACACCAGCAAUCCGGUGACGAUGUACCUCCUAACCGAGACCGCAAUGUGCGACAGUAACAGCUUCGAGAUUCUGUCAUUCGAGGAAGUGGAAAGCCUCAAGAAAGAGCGCUCAUUGUUGUCGACCCGAAUGGAGGGUACAAAGCGCAAACUCGCCCUGGAGACCAAAUUACGCGAUGCCGCCCAAUCCAUCGGUCGGCUCUACAGUCCCCCGAGUCCCAGGAGCAGUGGUGAAUACGGCGCCAACGGAACGAAGUCACACCGCAGGAGCAGGAGCAUCUUUGGGCGCUCUGGCGCUGCCGAAGUUCUCGAUAAGAGCGACUCCGAACUGGCGAUGAGCCAGCGGAAAUGCGAAGAAUUAGCACAAGAGCUGUGGAAGCUGGAGCGCAGGUCCCAACAAAUCAACCAGCGCUUGCUGGAGCACACUGCGGGAGUCUUGCAAAUGACUCAUAAGGGACUGAAGAAGGCGCCCAAGAAUCCCCAGGCUGCGGCGGACGACCUUAAUGACGGCCACGACUUCGACGAGCGCAGCCUUUACCGAACUCCGGAGCACCUGGACAACUAUGGAUUAAGUGGACGAAUAGUGACAGGUGACCCGGCAGCUUCUUCGGAAGUUAUGCAGAAUAUGCAGAAGAGGUUGGAGGACCUCACUGAGCGAAUGUGCGAUAUGAUGGUCCAGGCCACUCCAGAUGAAUUCGUUGAUCCACCGCCGCGGCCGGCGCAGGACAGCUCCGCGACACUUGAGGCAUACUUGGCGUAUUUGGAAAAUGGCCUACAUUCUCUUGCUUCGUGCCCGGCUGUCGCUGUUGCUACAGGUGCUUCCAAUACUCAGAGCGAAGGAGCGUGGAAAGAGCAGAUCACCGAAGUCAAUACCCGGGUUCAGGCCAUCGUCGAUCGUUUCGGUCUUACUCGGUCGCCCACGCUUCCUCCCCUCCAAGGCGAAGGCCUAGAGGAGCAGCUUUCCUACCUCCAGACCGGUAUCGAUGGCCUUGCAAGCCGGGUGGAUGGCUUGCUGGAGCAGAAGAGCAUUUUAACCACGCAAAUUCAGCAGCAGCGAGAGCUCAACUCCAAAUCAGAUGCGGAACGGGAUGCCCAUAUCGGCGACUUGACCGAGCAACUUGCUCAUGCUCGCAAGGACCUUGAGACUUCCGAGCGCGAGGGUAAGGCUGCCCAGGAUGAGCUCGCUGUACUGAUAGAGCAGCUUGAGGCUAUGCGCCACGAUGGCCCUUCACAGGAUGAGGUCAAGGCUUCACUGGUGCAGGCCGAGGGAGAAAUUGCUCGCCUGCAGAGUGUCAUUGAAUCUAUGCACGCUGAGGCCGACACACGUGCCGAGGCAGUGAGAGAAGCCGAUGAUCGUGCGGAUGAGAUGAAAGAAGCUCGCGAACGUGCUGAGCAACGUGUGGCUCAGAUUGAGGAGGCUCGUGAGCUCGCCGAACAAGAACUGGCUCAGCUCCAGGCCAAUGUUCAGCAGAUUCGCAACGAAUCUGAUGUGCGCGUGCAGGAGGCUGUCAGCCAGCGAGCAGAGCUUGAGGCCAGCAUCGAGCAAUUCCGCAGUGAGUCGGACGAGCGUCUACGGGAGGCAAUGAACCAGUGUGCAGAACUCGAGGCCAGCAUCGAGCAAAUUCGGGCCGACUCAGACGCACGUCUGAAGGAGGCAAUGAAUCAGUGUGCGGAGCUCGAGGCUUUCGUGCAUCAAAUCCGCAAUGAAACCGACCCACGCUUGGAGGAGGCAUACAGCCAGCGUGCACAGGCCGAGGAGAAUGCUACUCGUCUGCAGAAGGAGAUGACCGAGCUUGAGGGCGAAGUUGUGCGCAUAACGACUGAACUUACCAUGGUCAAGGCGGAGCUUGAUGGUGCCUACGGUACCCGAGCUCAGCGUGCGGCCGAGGUAGCUGGAAAUCCAGAGAUUCAGAAGGAGAUCGAUGCUCUGAACACCCGGAACAUCGAGCUAACCGAGGAACUUGCUGAGCUCAAGAGCCAGCGAGGCGGUGGUGAUCUUCAGCAGCGCGCUGAUACUCUCGAGAAGGAGCUGCGCGAGACUCUUGACGACUAUGAGGCCAUGACAAAGGCCAGCAUUGAGUUUGAGAAGGAGCGUGAGCGCUUCGAGAGUAUUAUUGACAGUAUGCGCGACCGCUGUGAGCAGCUGGAAACUCAGAUCAGCGAAGACCGAAUCAACUGGAUGAACCUCAACAGCCCGACAUCCAUGGGCCGUGAUCCUUCUUCCGAGACCACAUCUACCAUGGUACUCAAGAACGAGUUCAAAAAGAUGAUGCGCGAUACUCGUAACGAGAACAUGAAGAUCUUGAAGGCGGAACAAGAAGAACGUCGCAGGAUCGAAGGCUUGCUGCGAGCCCUACGAAAGGAGCAUGCCCAAGUGACGGGCAAACCCAUGCCCAGCCCUUUGGGAACUCCCUUAUGA